Pogoniulus pusillus (Red-fronted tinkerbird) is the source of this 1272-nucleotide messenger RNA. Its product is annotated as leukotriene C4 synthase-like. Gene Ontology annotation, biological process: leukotriene biosynthetic process. Gene Ontology annotation, molecular function: glutathione transferase activity; glutathione peroxidase activity; leukotriene-C4 synthase activity. The record is from RefSeq and is a predicted model, not a curated record. The transcript is spliced from 6 exons. NCBI's taxonomy places the organism in Eukaryota, Metazoa, Chordata, Aves, Piciformes, Lybiidae. Gene Ontology annotation, cellular component: membrane; nuclear envelope; endoplasmic reticulum. The coding region runs from base 268 to 705 and encodes 145 amino acids.
CCACACUAAGUUAGAAAAGCCUUCCUCGUUUUCAUAAUACGACUGGAAGGACCAGGUGCCUCCAAGCCUCACAGCAGGAGGUGCACAUGGUAAUGGGCAAGCAAGACUCCUCCUGGUUGUAAGCAUGACAUAGAAGUCUUCCCUGUUCAAGUAGAGCAACCUGUGCUGCCAGCUACCACUGCUGACUGCUGUGUCAGCAAGGACUACACCUGGCCAGGGGAGCUUCUGAUCAGGAAAUCAGCUUUUCUGGAUUCUGGAAGAGGCAGUAUGUUGGAUCAGAUUCAUCUGCUGUCUGCUGUGACAGUCCUGGGAGUCCUGGAGCAAGCCUAUUUCUUCCUGCAGGUGAUCUAUGCUAGGAGAGCAUUUGGCAUUUCUCCUCCAAAGAUCUCAGGCCCACCUGAAUUUGAGAGGAUCUUUCGAGCACAGGUGAACUCCUCUGAGUAUUUUCCCAUUUUCCUGGCACUUCUGUGGCAGGCUGGACUCUUCUUCCACCAAGGUCUGGCUGCAGCCUUGGGUCUGCUCUAUCUCUCCAGCCGUUACUGCUACUUUAAGGGAUACAGGACAUCGUCCUCAGAAAGGUUGGCCCCGAUGUACUUCAGCGCUGGAGUUCUCUGGGUUCUCCUGGCAGCGGCAGCCUUGGGCGUCUUGCAUUUCUCCCUCUGCCACUACGUGGGACUGGACGUGCUCCGGCUUCUCACAGUGUGACCUCCUCCUCUGUCCCUCAGCAGUGUCCUCGCCUUCCAGUCCUGCUCCCUCCCACCCACAGGGAGGGACAGGCUGUAGCUAAUGCAGCACAAGUGACAAAUCCACCCUCACGUGAGUUUUUAACACCUCCCUUCCCACUGCCCUGCAGCAGCACAAACUGCUGACCUCUUCAGGAGGUCAUUUUCCCCAUGGCAUUCUGUGCCAUAUCUGGCAGCUCCAUCAUGCCUGAUGUGGAAACAAGGGAAAUUUUAGGAAAACCAAAUACGUGAAGGCAAACUCAUCUCAGCCUGAGCUUCCUGCUGAGCUGCUGCAGGGACCUGCCAUGUGUUCCCCUCCUCCAGCAGCUCUGCCUUCAGCCUGGGCACCAAACCAGGGUUCAGCUCAGUUUUUCAAGGCCCACAUCUAAGAAAGGCAUUUGUUUGAAAACAGAUGUGGGCUGUGGCAUAACAAAGCAGGCAAGGGAUAAACACAAGCCAACCCCAUGUGAUGUGAAAGUCUCUUGGUGCCUUUGUAAUGGUUGUUAGCCACCUCUUGGAAGUGAUCGCAUAAAUCAGACCGCACAAAUCA